Molecule: messenger RNA, 1086 nt
Organism: Capsicum annuum
Lineage: Eukaryota; Viridiplantae; Streptophyta; Magnoliopsida; Solanales; Solanaceae
Exons: 2
Coding region: 512-814 (100 amino acids)
Source: RefSeq, a predicted model, not a curated record
AGUCUUCCUUCCCGCAUCUUAUCAUCCACCAAAGCCACUCCCACCUUCUCCCGAAUAAUCUCAUUCCUAACUCUGUCCCCUUUAGUAAGCCCACACAUCCAACGCAACAUUCUCAUUUCCGUCACCUUCAAUUUUUAGAUGUGAAUGUGCUUAACUGGCCAACACUCCGCUCCAUACAACAUGGUUGGACGAACUGCCACUCUAAGAAUUUGCCUUUAAGCUUAAGGGGCACUUUUUUAUCGCACAACACUCCCGAGGCACAAAAGACAAAUAAAGUAAUGUUCAAAUAGUUGGAAGUACCAAAUUUCUGAAGAAAUAUAUAUGUAUAUAUAUAUAUAUAUUAUAUAUAAUAUAUAUAUAUACAUAUAUAUUUAGAAUCUUGAAUAGAUGUGAUGAUUUAGACAGAUUUUCACUGCUGCAAUAAUGGUGGACUAUUUUCAGCCAGUCCCUUGAGGGUAAUCAUUGCCGAACGCAGCCGGGUAUUAAAUUGAAAGUCUCCAUUUGGAAUGAUAUGGACAGGUCUAAGGAGGAAAUAAUGGCAAAUGAUGUAGCUGCAAAUGCACUACCUAAAACAAGGGAGUGCGCUAUUUCUGUUGGACCAUCAAUAGGGAAGAGUACAUCUACCAGUCAUAAGUUGCCAAAGGGAUCAACUUCUGCCAGUUCAGGGAUGUUGGACAGUGAUGAUAUGAACAGAAACGUAACGUCCAUGAAGGGGCCUCAGUCCCACGAUGCUCCAAUAAUCAAGAAACCAAUCAGAAACCACAAAUUCAGUGGCAACGUUUCUAUCAAUCGGGGGCUGGCUCUAGAAGUGUGAAGGGGGAUGGGGAUCCUUCAUCCACGGACAAGGCUGUUCAGCAAUUAAGUUCCAAGGAGUUGCCAGGAAUAAAUUUGCUAGCACUGAAAAUGCUGAAGCAUGCAUCGGAUAAAGAUAUCAAAGAUGGCUCUAGUGGGAUGUCUUCCCAAUCAACAGAAGACCAGAAUUUAAUCAUCCCAAACAAUAGAUUACUUCUGGGAAAUAGUCAAUCAAAACUUUUAUCUACAUCUAGGUUUUCUCAAUUUUUUGCUAACCGAUCUCUUAAAGGCAAA